Messenger RNA from Rubroshorea leprosula, 700 nucleotides. NCBI's taxonomy places the organism in Eukaryota, Viridiplantae, Streptophyta, Magnoliopsida, Malvales, Dipterocarpaceae. The record is from the annotation of a GenBank genome assembly.
AGCCAAUUUAAGGAUUUUCUACUUAAAUCAUCAACCAAUCCAGUUUCAAAUUGCCAAACUCAUCCCCUACCUCCGACAGAUUGUUUUUGGACAACCCAAACACCGACACAACCAAUUAACUCACAACAGCCAUUAAUCCACUAAUUUUCGAAGAUUAGAGAAGCCAACUUACCAGAAAUGCUCAGCAAGCAAGGCUGGAGCUGGCGGUAUGGGGGAGAGCCGACAGGAAAAAUUGGAGGACUUUCACGGGCCACUAGCAAUUGGAAGGAACAAGAUUAGGGUGAACCCAAUAUACAUCAAGGCUGAAAAGAAGAGUUUCUGGGCUGAUUUUACCAGGAAAAACUGGAGCUUAUACCCAGCAACAGCCGGCGGCAGGGAAGGGAGAAGCAGGGCAGAUCCGGCGGCUUUUCUGCAAGAGAGAGAAGUUCUAAGUUCUAGACUUGUUCUUGGGCAAGAAGAGAACAAAAUCAUCAAGUUCUCUUACCAAUUUCUGAGAGAAGUAGAUGAUGAUGAAGGCUGGUGGUGUUCGGCUGCAGGGAGAAAGAAAACAGAGCAGACGCGAAAAUGGCUGGGAAAAAGAAAGAAAGAAAAGAUAAAGGAAAAAGAGAUGAGUCAGCCGGCCUUAUCCAAUAAGAGUUUUAACCCCUUUAAAGUUUGAAAAACUGACAGUUAGGCCCAUUAAUAAUGUUUCUUCACUAUU